Penicillium riverlandense is the source of this 1593-nucleotide messenger RNA. RefSeq names its product aminopeptidase P family protein. The transcript has 5 exons. The record is from RefSeq and is a predicted model, not a curated record. Lineage: Eukaryota; Fungi; Ascomycota; Eurotiomycetes; Eurotiales; Aspergillaceae. Gene Ontology annotation, molecular function: metalloaminopeptidase activity; manganese ion binding. Bases 1 to 1593 code for a protein of 530 amino acids. Gene Ontology annotation, cellular component: mitochondrion.
AUGACGUGCAGAUCGCUGCUGCGGUGCGCCCUUCGAGGUCGCUUACCUGCAUCCUCUCGCCCGAUAUGCCGGAGUCUUGUUGCUCACCGAGCUCCUUUUCGGUCGUAUGCGACAUCGGUUCCGGCCGCGGACCUCAAGUUCGGCCAGCCAUUGCACGAGACACACCCCCAUAUCCUGAAUCCCGGAGAACUCACGCCCGGGAUAACAGCCCUGGAAUAUGCCCAGCGCCGUUCCCGACUCGCAAAUAAGCUACCCAAGGGCGCAGUUGCGGUGCUGGCCGCGUCAGAGGUCAAGUACCGUGCUUCGGGCAUCUUUCACGAGUACCGACAAGAGUCCAAUUUCUAUUACCUGACAGGUAAGGGCUCGCGUGCGCAGGACGGACAAGGAAAAAAUAUUGAUGUUCUGUUAUCGACAGGAUUCAACGAACCGAAUGCUCUGGCGGUUAUAGCGAACGACGGGUCCGGCAACAAUCACAUCUUUCACCUCUAUGUGCGCGAGAAGAAUCCCAAGGCGGAGCUCUGGGACGGAGCCCGGUCCGGCACUCAGGCGGCCGUGGACGUCUUCAAUGCGGACGAAACCGGAGAUAUUGAACAGAUCAGUGAGAUUCUUCCGAAGAUCCUCAGCGAAGCUACCGAGGUUUUCUCCGACAUCCCUACGUUUGACGGCUCGAGGUCGACUCUGCAUCGCUUUCUGUACGGACCGACGGUUGCAUCGGAGAAGCUGAAGAAAUUCGUCGACCACCGUAAGGUCAAGCCGCUGAAGGGAAUGCUGAAUGAGAUGAGGGCGUUCAAGAGCGAGAAUGAAGUGGUACAUAUGCGUCGACUGGGGCAAGCGUCUGGCCGCGCCUUCACCGAGUCCAUGCGGCAUGAUUUUGAGGGAGAAAAAGAUCUGUGCUCGUUUCUGGAGUACCAGUUCAAAGUAAAUGGCUGCGAUACCAGCGCAUUUGUCCCCGUCGUCGCUGGUGGCUCUAAUGCCCUGAGUAUUCAUUACACGAGGAAUGACGAUCUCCUGCGGGAUGGAGAUUUGGUUCUGGUUGAUGGUGGCGGCGAACUAGGUGGCUAUAUUUCCGAUAUCACCAGGACAUGGCCCGUCAACGGGAAAUUCACUGGGCCGCAACGGGAUCUCUACAACGCUGUGCUCAAUGUCCACCGGACUUGCCUCGCUCUAUGUCGGGAAAGCUCGAAGCUUACUCUGGACAAGCUGCACGGAAUUGCCGAGAAUGGGCUCAAGGACCAACUACAGCAGCUUGGCUUUGACGUCUCAGGAACUGUAUGCACCAUACCCUCCCACAAUUGUUUAGCUGCUAACUGCUGCCAGGCGAUGACGACUCUUUUCCCGCAUCACUUGGGACACUAUAUUGGUCUGGAUGUCCAUGACUGCCCUGGCUAUUCCCGGGGGUAUGAACUGAAGGCGGGCCAAUGUAUCACCAUCGAACCCGGUAUCUAUGUCCCCGACGACGAUCGGUGGCCUGCACACUUCCGCGGCAUUGGCAUUCGCAUCGAGGAUAGCGUGUGUGUUGGGGACGACCAUCCGAUUGUGUUGACUACGGAGGCAGUUAAAGAGGUCGAUGACAUCGAAGCCCUGCGGUCAUAG